AUGGCGUUAGUGCGGGAGCCGAUGGACGCGGAGCCGCCGCGGGCCGCUAAGAAGCAGUGCGGUGCGAGCAGGAAGACGAGCAAGCCGAAGCCGCCGGCGGCGACCACCACAUCCCCCAGCUCUCCGCAAAGCCUCGUCGCAAAGAACCGCCGUGAGAAGAUCAGCGAGCGGCUCCGGACGCUGCAGGAGCUGGUGCCCAACGGCACCAAGGUGGACAUGGUCACCAUGCUCGAGAAGGCCAUCACCUACGUCAAGUUCCUGCAGCUACAGGUCAAGGUGCUGGCCACGGACGAGUUCUGGCCGGAGCAAGGCGGAAUGGCGCCGGACAUCUCCCAGGUGAAGGAGGCGCUCGACGCCAUCUUGUCAUCGUCCCCGCCGCCUUCACGGAGGGGGCAACUGAACUGA
Molecule: messenger RNA, 405 nt
Organism: Lolium rigidum
Lineage: Eukaryota; Viridiplantae; Streptophyta; Magnoliopsida; Poales; Poaceae
Product: transcription factor RHD6-like
Exons: 4
Coding region: 1-405 (134 amino acids)
Biological process (GO): regulation of transcription by RNA polymerase II
Cellular component (GO): nucleus
Molecular function (GO): protein dimerization activity; RNA polymerase II cis-regulatory region sequence-specific DNA binding; DNA-binding transcription factor activity, RNA polymerase II-specific
Source: RefSeq, a predicted model, not a curated record